This is a messenger RNA of Trematomus bernacchii (emerald rockcod), 470 nucleotides long. Its product is annotated as dipeptidyl aminopeptidase-like protein 6. The record is from RefSeq and is a predicted model, not a curated record. Gene Ontology annotation, biological process: proteolysis. The transcript has 3 exons. The coding region runs from base 4 to 336 and encodes 110 amino acids. NCBI's taxonomy places the organism in Eukaryota, Metazoa, Chordata, Actinopteri, Perciformes, Nototheniidae. Gene Ontology annotation, molecular function: dipeptidyl-peptidase activity; serine-type peptidase activity.
UCAAUGCAGAUCCUCAAACCUGCCGGCUUCGUGGACACAUCACACUAUCCUGUGCUCCUGUUGGUCGAUGGGACACCUGGUGGUCAGACGGUGGCGGAGCAGUUCCACUUAGACUGGGCCACAGUGCUGGUGAGCAGCUUCGGAGCGAUUGUGGUGCGCUGUGACGGACGAGGUAGUGGCUUCAAGGGCACCAACCUGCUGCACCGGAUCCAGAAUAAACUGGGGUUGUAUGAGGAACAGGAUCAGAAGGCAGCACUCAAUUUUAUUUUGAAAGAGUCCUAUGUUGACAAAACCAGAGUUGGAGCUUUUGGAAAGGUAAGAAUAGUCUUUGUGUGAAAAUAUAAUCAUGCAUGUCUUCGUUAAUAUCCAGGUUGUACUAUUUGUUCUUGGGGUUUUACUUCAGGAACAAAAUAUGUUGCAGCAUUUCCAAAACAAAAUUAUUCCACAUGCAUAAGUAAAAGUAUCGCAGU